CAUUUUCCAUAUGAAUUCUACUGCGUCUCUGAGCAUGGUUUUUUUUUUUUUGCCCUUCUCUGUGGAGGGCUUUAGGUUGGGGUUCUUGGUAAUGAGGGUUUCAACUUAAAUUCGCUGCUAGUGUUGCCUUUUACGAAUCUUUUAGAGUAUUGGGUUCUUGAGAAUUUCACUGCAUUAGGAAUGGUGGUUGAAGAGACCGUGCAUCUUUUGGCACCAUCAAGAGAAAAUGUGUCACGAAGUAAUAUCCCUUCUCAGGAAAGAUUGGAAAGGUUUCCCAUGGAGAAUGGCGAGUGUUUUUCCCAUACUAAGUCACCUGAGUCUAGGAGGCGUAGAGUCUCUGCUGUUUGUGAUUUUCCUGUAGGGUGUGGACCAUAUGCUCAGUUAAGCAGUUUGAGACCUGUCAAAGAGGUGGCUUCUGUUGGUAUUCCAAAUGAAGAGCUGGCUACUGCUCUGUUCGAUAGAAAUUGUUUUUCACCACCUGAUGGAUCCACAUCUGUAUCUAAUGACAAUGAUCCAGAAAAGAUUCCAGCUAAAAUGUAUCCUCGUGGAAGUAUAGUAGAAGCUGUUGGGGACUUUCCUCCAUUCUGUGGAGUAAAUGCUUCUUUGGAGGCCAGGACUUUGGGUCAAAAGAAGUCAGUUAUGGGUUACAAACCAUCAUCAUUAAACACAGUGAAGACUGAUGUGAAACAAACGGGAAUUGGGGACAGAGUUCAACCUAACACUGAGGAAAAAAUUCACAGGGAAAAGCCUUUUGAUAUAUCUCAUUCUCCCAACCAUCUGCAUGAAGAAGAUUUUGAAAGCUCGCGACUUCCAUUGGAUAUGUUGGAUUUUGAUCAAUUGCAGGUUAGUAUGGGAGACAAACCAUCAUCAUCAAACACUGCCAAGACUAAUGUGAAAGAACCAGGAGUGAAUCUUCAAAAUGAAGAGUUUUUGAAAGAAUGUGGUCACAGCAUUGAGAUGCGAAAGAAGGUGUCAGGUGCAUUGCGCCUGUUUAGUGUUGUUUUUGAAAGUCUAGAAGAUGAAAAGUCAGAGGAAGGAUCUGCUUCUAAAAGGGUUGAUCUUAAAGCUGCAAAUAUUCUCAAGAAGGAAGGAAGGUUUGUAAACACAGGCAAGCAAAUUAUUGGGCCUGUCCCAGGUGUUGAGGUUGGUGAUGAAUAUAAAUACAGAGUUGAACUCACAAUUAUUGGCUUACAUCGCCAGACUCGAGCAGGUAUAGACUUUGUGAUGCAUGGUGGUAGGAUUCUUGCCACCAGCAUCGUUGCCUCAGGGAGCUAUGAAGAUAAGAUUUGCAAUGAAAUGUCUAUAAUAUAUACAGGCCAAGGAGGAAAUUACAUGCUUCCAAGGAAGAAAGCUUAUGAUCAGAAGCUUAAAGGGGGAAACCUUGCUUUGAAGAACAGUUUGGAUGAACAAAAUCCGAUCAGACUCAUUCAUAGGCUUUACUCUUCUGAUGGUCAAAGGAAAUACGUGUACAAAGGGCUGUUUGUAGUAACAAAAUGUUUCCGGAAAAGAGGAACUCGGGGAAAGCUGGUUUGGGAAUUUCAUUUGCGCCUCCUGUUGUAAUAUGCUGGUUUGAGAAAUUGUAAUUGCGUACUACUUGGACCAAGUGUUUUCAAAUUGGGCUUGGUCACGUCCGGUCCAACUGAACUUCGCCCUCUUGGUGGAAACAUUGCCACUGGGGCUGUGUUAACAUACAUUGUGCCUUGGAACAUAAGCAAACCUGUAGUUUUUUUUUAA
Molecule: messenger RNA, 1734 nt
Organism: Rosa chinensis
Lineage: Eukaryota; Viridiplantae; Streptophyta; Magnoliopsida; Rosales; Rosaceae
Product: histone-lysine N-methyltransferase, H3 lysine-9 specific SUVH6
Exons: 2
Coding region: 181-1560 (459 amino acids)
Source: RefSeq, a predicted model, not a curated record